UGAAUACAAUGGAGCAACUCAAAACUCGGCUUACGGAGCCGAAUCUGUCCACAGAGCAAAAGCUGUUGGUAUUGAUCGGUCUUCCUGUGCUUUACGUCGUAGGCUUAACCGUUUACCGCCUCUACUUCCAUCCUUUAGCCAGAUUUCCUGGGCCUAAGUUAGCAGCGGCAACAAAAUGGUAUGAGUUCUACCACGACAUCAUCAAAGGGCAGGGAGGUCAGUAUUUUGUGCGAGUGAGUGAGAUGCAUGAUAAAUACGGCCCAAUUGUCAGAGUCAACCCUGAUGAAAUUCACAUUCGCGAUCCUUCUUUCCUCGAUACCCUCUAUGCUACCAAUCCCACAAAGAGGGACAAAUAUCCGCCUUCUGCGGAGAUGGCAGGGUUGACUUAUGGGACCCAUGGCACAGUGGAUCAUGAUAUGCAUCGGCGCCGCCGAAUGGCAAAUUCACGCAUGUUCUCAAAGCGUGCUGUUGCAAGCGCCCAGGAGCUUAUUCAUGGCCACAUCAAAGAGCUUACUGAAGCCUUUGAGAGGAAGGUCGGCUCCCCCGAGCCUGUUGAGAUGCAGACUACUUUUCUUGCUUACACCACUGAUGUCAUCUAUCACUAUAUGUUUAACAAGGAUGUUGGUUUCCAGAAAGAUUGGAACAAAGCCCAAAGCUGGCGACACUCUAUGGAAGCAGUGGCUCAAGCAACUCCCUUCUGCAAACAGUUCCCCUGGCUCAAUGGAAAGCUCCUAAUGUUGCCGGAGUGGAUCUUGAAGGUUAUUGUAGCAAAAUUGCAGCCCGAUAUUGCAGGCCUUCUUGCCACACACAAGCUCAUGGGUAGAAUUGCUGCCGAGUACGUUGCGCACCGGAGUACAGACAAGGGCAAACGUGAAUCCGAGGAAGAUGAGAAGAACAUUAAGCCCUUGACGAUUUUCCACUCCAUCGAUCGCAGCGCCCUUCCCAACGAAGAAAAGACUGCUCUACGACUUAUGCAAGAGGGUCUCACUGUGCUGUUUGCUGGUGGCGAGACUGGCUCACGACUUCUGGCUCACACCAUCUACCACUUGCUGGACAACCCUGAGAUUUUGGAAAAGGUUCGGAAAGAGAUCCUAGAAGCUGCUGGAGACUCUAAAGAAUUGCCUGACGUCAAGGUCCUUGAAUCGUUGCCCUGGCUGGCCGCAUCAGUCCGCGAGUCGCUUCGCCUACGCGCUACUACAACAUCCAGACUUCCACUUGUCUCUAAAAAGGAGUUGAUUUACAAGGAUUGGGUUAUCCCCGCUGGCACCCCUGUUAGCAUGAGCCACCCUGACAUUCUUCAUAAUGACGAGAUAUACCCAGAAGCCUUGAAAUUCAAGCCUGAGCGAUGGUUUAACGCUACUGAGCAGCAAAACAAGAUGUUCAUUCCAUUUGGCAAGGGUACACGCAUGUGCAUUGGCGUUGAUUUCGCAUACAUCGAACUGUACAUGUCUCUUUCUACACUCAUUACCCGGUUCGACUUGGAGUUGUAUGACACAACUUGGGAACGUGACGUGGCGUAUACGAGAGACUGCUUUCUGGGCGAGGCUUCUCGAGAUAGCCCGGGCAUUCGAGUCAAGGUGCUGGCAGACAAUAAGAGGUGGGUUUCGGAUUAGAAAAAAAGACAUUGGUAGUUUGUAAAAGCAUCAACAAGAAUUGGGUGUACAAUGCUUGCGCCAUGUGAGGCGUCUGAUGGACUACCAGUAGUUUACAGGAUGUGUUUUGCCGACCAAUAACAGCAUAUUAGAUAGUUAAACAGAGUCGGCGAUUAGCUUAGCAUUCGUUUUCAACGCUUUUUGUGCCU
Molecule: messenger RNA, 1801 nt
Organism: Trichoderma virens Gv29-8
Lineage: Eukaryota; Fungi; Ascomycota; Sordariomycetes; Hypocreales; Hypocreaceae
Exons: 7
Coding region: 9-1613 (534 amino acids)
Molecular function (GO): monooxygenase activity; oxidoreductase activity, acting on paired donors, with incorporation or reduction of molecular oxygen; iron ion binding
Source: RefSeq, a predicted model, not a curated record